Molecule: messenger RNA, 1017 nt
Organism: Lactuca saligna
Lineage: Eukaryota; Viridiplantae; Streptophyta; Magnoliopsida; Asterales; Asteraceae
Source: the annotation of a GenBank genome assembly
AUGCAAAGAUUCCUGCCAAACUUUAAUUUACUUUUAUUGCAUUGUGAUUUGUCUGGAAAUAUUUUACAAGUUGGUUUAAUUCCUCUAGUAACCUUCAAUGGAUUCCCGAGGCAAAGAGGAAAAUCAGAGGAAAAUCUGAGUUAUAAUCCAUGUAAUCAGUUUUCUCAAAGGGUUCCAGAAACUCAAUUCCAAUCUCCCCAACCCGAGCAUUUCCAGUUCCGUGAUUCUCAUAACGUAGAAUCUAAGAGUUCUAGCGACGAUCCGAAGUCAAAGAAAUGGGUGGAACGCGAAGAGUUGGCUUUGGCUAGGGGAUAUGUCGAUUGUUCUCAAGAUAAACAGCGUGGAAACCAAAAACGGUUCGAUGCAUUUUGGGAUCGAGUUCUAGAGCAUUUUAAUGUUCAGAUUGGAGGUUCGGAUCGGACACGACACCAAGUAAACUCAAAAUGGAAAGACCUGCAAAAGAAAUGUAACGCUUUCAAUUGCAUCUAUAACCGUAGGAUGAAUAGUGUGGCUAGCGGGAGAUCUGAGGCUGAUGUUUUAAAAGCCUCACUAAGCGAGUAUCGGAGUACUAUUAAUCAAAAAUCCUUUCCUCAUCAAAAAGCUUGGGAGUGGUUGAAAGGCCACGCGAAAUGGGCGUUGGUUACAAAAGUUGGUGAAGACUCCCCGCCUCCUUCUUCAAAACGAACUAAAACAUCUUCAUCUAACGCCCAUACAACAUCUUCCGAUGCACAUUAUCCUCCCGGAUUCCCCCAACAACAACAACCGUUUAAUGUUGAAGACUCACCGCCUCAGAGAAAAAGAAAAGGAAAAAAAGCGGCAUCAGUAUCGUCAACACAAAAUGAAAUGUUUGAUCUUGUCAACCAUAUUGCCAGCAUCAACACUACAACCAACACAGAGGCGGAACAGAGACAACGGUACCGGGAACAAAAAUUACGCAUUUUCGAAGCUAAUGAAGCAUUGAAAGCUCAAUUGUUGGAGCGAGAGAUAGAGAACCAAGAUAUGGAGUAUUUUCUAUGA